Molecule: messenger RNA, 1099 nt
Organism: Phacochoerus africanus (Common warthog)
Lineage: Eukaryota; Metazoa; Chordata; Mammalia; Artiodactyla; Suidae
Product: sodium/potassium/calcium exchanger 2-like
Exons: 5
Coding region: 1-783 (260 amino acids)
Biological process (GO): long-term synaptic potentiation; long-term synaptic depression; intracellular calcium ion homeostasis
Cellular component (GO): membrane
Molecular function (GO): calcium, potassium:sodium antiporter activity; calcium channel activity
Source: RefSeq, a predicted model, not a curated record
AUGGUUCUUGAUGGGUUUCAGAAGUCAGAUCCUUUUGUACGUUUUCUCUGCCUCGUGAUCCAAGAUGGCUGUUCAAGCUCUGGCCAAAAUGUCACCAUCCCUGGCAGCAGGAAGGAGGAAGGAGUGAUGGAGGAUACCACAGAGACAGGUGAAGAUGAAGAGGACCAGCCUCUCAGCCUGGCCUGGCCUUCUGAUCCACGCAAACAAGUCACAUUCCUAAUUGUUUUCCCUAUAGUGUUUCCUCUAUGGAUCACGUUACCUGAUGUCCGCAAACCAUCAUCAAGGAAGUUUUUUCCCAUCACAUUCUUUGGCUCCAUCACCUGGAUCGCAGUAUUCUCUUACUUGAUGGUCUGGUGGGCGCAUCAGGUUGGAGAGACAAUUGGCAUUAGUGAAGAGAUUAUGGGUCUGACCAUCUUGGCUGCUGGGACCUCCAUCCCUGAUCUGAUCACCAGUGUCAUAGUGGCCCGGAAGGGACUUGGGGACAUGGCUGUAUCCAGCUCUGUUGGAAGCAACAUUUUUGACAUCACUGUAGGGCUUCCGCUGCCCUGGCUGCUGUACACCAUCAUUCACAGAUUCCAGCCUGUGGCCGUCAGCAGCAAUGGCCUCUUCUGCGCCAUCGUCCUCCUCUUCAUCAUGCUGCUCUUUGUCAUCCUCUCCAUCGCCCUCUGCAAGUGGCGGAUGAACAAAGUGCUGGGCUUCAUCAUGUUCGGCCUCUACUUUGUGUUCCUUGUGGUCAGCGUCCUCCUGGAAGACAAAAUUCUUGUGUGCCCUGUCUCCGUCUAGCAGGAAAAGCCAUAUCUUGAACCAACAGCAUGGACAGUCCCUCCCUGCUCUGGGUUGUAGGCUCCUUGACUUCUGGAGAAGAGGCCGCUGGCACACAGCCCUGGGCAUUUCGAGUGUCCCUCCUUGGAAGAUUCAAGGAGGGAUGGGUUCACCCUGGACCCAUUCAUUCCACGGGCUACUCCCACCCUCACCUACUGAAAUGGCUCCAUGCAAGAGACAAAGAGAUCCGACCCUUUGGGGCUUCUCCCCCUGCACCGCUGACAGGUAUUCCUUGCUGGUCAGAGGUGCAUUCAUUGUAAUGAUGCAAACAAUGAUG